AUGACGCCAGACAUGCCCGUUACGUUUACGUCUCGAAAUCCAGAUCCGAAUCUUGAUGGCUAUCCGUCGUUUAUCGAAAGGGUGGUGAAGUGGGCGCAACACGGUAUGGUGUCCAUAUCGAAGGGCGUUUUCAUUUCAUUUGGGUCCGAACGCAGCAAGAGCUGGCCCAGACUGUCCUCCAGAGGAAUUGUCAUGGAUUUUGCAAUGCAGCAAGACAAGACAUGGCAACAAGAGCGAGGCAAAACAACAAAAAUCGACGAACCGAAAAGCCGUACUUGCUCAAUAGGAUCUUGCGUGUCACCCAGCCAGUCACCCAGCCUGUCACGAUGCGGGCAGAAGACGAGCAGAUCGGAGGGCAGAGGGCAGUAUGACAGCCAUUUGGCAACUGCAGAGCUGUUUGUACUGCCUAAACUCGGGACGAGACAUGGCCAGAAGCUAAGCGCGAUGAAAUAA
Messenger RNA from Exophiala oligosperma, 453 nucleotides. RefSeq lists its product as uncharacterized. Bases 1 to 453 code for a protein of 150 amino acids. Lineage: Eukaryota; Fungi; Ascomycota; Eurotiomycetes; Chaetothyriales; Herpotrichiellaceae. The transcript has a single exon. The record is from RefSeq and is a predicted model, not a curated record.